CUCGCUGGAUAUAAGAAGAAAAAAAGUACAUAUUUGAUUCUGCUAGCGGUCCCUAGACUCAUUGUCAGCAUGUCCCAUGCAGAAGUGGAGGUGUCCGGGCUCGGCUUCCCGAGUUUACCUGUUGAUUUGGACGCGGACUGUUUGUCCCUGGUGCCGCCGCUCCGAGCGCACGCACUGAGCGCCAGGAGGAACUCGUACGUGCUUCACAAACUGGAGCUGGAGCCACAGUUUUACAGCGCGCCAUCAUGGUCCGACGAAAAUGUCUUAGCCGAAAGACAGACUGAGGAAUCAAAAGCUGUCGAUACUCCUCCGUCUUCGGCGUCUCCGCAGUCCUCACCUUCCAAAGCGCAGUGGGACGGUGCGGUUCCGGUGUCCGUUGCGCACGGUGCCAGCUCGGAUUCGGACAUCGAGAACACAAAAAGCAACCCGAAGUUGAUCAAACGACUCGACAGCCGAUGGGAGCAAGAGGAGAAGGAGGACGUGGAGACCAAAGCCGUGGCUACAUCUCCCGAUGGCCGAUACCUAAAGUUUAACGUGGAGAUCGGAAGAGGCUCGUUUAAGACCGUGUAUAAAGGUUUGGACACGGAGACCACAGUGGAAGUGGCGUGGUGCGAGCUCCAGACAAGGAAACUGACCAAGGUGGAGCGGCAGCGCUUCAGCGAGGAGGUGGAGAUGCUGAAGAACCUGCAGCAUCCAAACAUUGUUCGCUUUUACGACUCCUGGAAGUCCACAGUGAAAGGACACAAGUGUGUCCUUCUAGUCACAGAACUGAUGACCUCCGGCACCCUCAAAACGUACCUGAAACGCUUUAAGGAAAUGAAGCCUAAGCUUCUUCAGCGCUGGAGUCGUCAGAUACUAAAAGGACUCCACUUCCUGCACACUCGAGCUCCUCCCAUCAUCCACCGAGACCUGAAAUGCGACAACAUCUUCAUCACGGGUCCCACAGGCAGCGUGAAAAUCGGCGAUCUCGGACUCGCUACGCUCAAAAGGGCUUCGUUUGCUAAGAGCGUAAUCGGAACACCAGAGUUUAUGGCGCCGGAGAUGUAUGAGGAGAAAUACGACGAAGCUGUUGAUGUCUACGCAUUUGGGAUGUGCAUCUUAGAGAUGACUACGUCUGAAUACCCGUACUCAGAAUGCCAAAAUGCGGCACAAAUCUACCGCAAAGUCACAAGUGGCAUGAAGCCUGACAGCUUCUACAAAGUGAAAGUCCCUGAACUGAAAGAGAUUAUAGAAGGAUGCAUACAUACAAACAAAGACGAACGAUACACCAUUCAGGACCUGCUGGAGCACGUAUUCUUCCAGGAGCACAAUGGUGUGCGUGUUGAGCUGGCAGAAGAGGAUCAUAUGGAGAAGUCCAGCCUGAAGCUCUGGCUGCGCAUGGAUGGCACCAAAAAGCUCCAUGGCAAGUACAAGGACAACAAUGCCAUCGAAUUCCUGUUCGAGCUCUACAAGGAUGUGCCUGAAGAAGUGGCACAGGAGAUGGUGGUGCUGGGGUUUGUGUGCGAGGCCGACUACAAACUGGUUGCCAAGGCGAUGCGGGACAGAGUGACAGCCAUCAAACGGCAACGCGAGAGGCAGCGUCGGGUGCGAGAGGAGGAGAAGAAGAAGCAAGAGGAGACCAUUGAGGAAGAACCUGAGUCACCUUUGCCUAAGCCUAUUGGCCAACUGCUGGAUAGCCCCGCCUCUUCUCCUGUGCAAAUCCCGCCAACUCUGCCUAUUCAUGACCCUCCCGCUGUUUCUCCGGUUAUUUCCCCUGAUUAUGGAAGCAGUGGGGGCUUUUUACAAGAGCCAGAAGAACCAGAGGCUGACCAGCACUUUCUCAUCCGCCACACCAGCUAUUCAUCAAUCACAUCUGAUUGUGAGACAGACGGGUAUCUCAGUCCUUCUGGCUUACAGGAAGGGCUCGAUGCUGCACUAGGAAACAUUUGCAGCCCGUCGACCCCACCCUCGAAUUUGGCCAUGCCCCCUGUCACACCUACCUCGACACCACCCAUGCCGCUUCUCCGCUUUCCCUCUAGCAUUGCUGUGUGUAAUAAUGUUGAUAAUAAAGUCUCAGAGCCUCCCAGUCCUUUCUCCUCAUCUGUGGACAGCUACGCCUCGGACGUGACCUCGGGUCUGAGCGACGGCUAUGAGGGCCAAUCAGAGAGAGGCAGCAAGACGGCUGCCCGACGGUCGGUGGCGAAACUGUUCAAGAGAAGGUCUCGGUCCCGUCUGCGCAUUACAGGGCUGUCUGAUAAAGUGGACCGGGUGGUGGAGUGUCAGCUUCAGACGCACAAUGAUAAAAUGGUCACGUUCAAAUUUGACCUCGACGGUGACAACCCUGAAGACAUCGCUGCCGUUAUGGUGCAUAACGAGUUCAUCCUCCCGUCCGAGAGAGACGGGUUUAUUCAUCGAACGCGUGACAUCAUCAAGCGAGCAGAGUCUCUAAUGGGCAAAGAUUUGGCUGGGCAGCAGGGCAAACAAGAAGGCAUGCAUUUCCCACAGCACAACACUGCCAGCUCCACAUCUUCAUCGCAGCCAAACGUGCACAACCUUGCUCGGACUCAUUCCUCCUCCUCUCUGCCAGUGUCCCGUGCCUCAGUAGCAGUGCAGAACGGAGACAUUACAUCAUCACCGCGUCCCCUUUUACGUUCACAGUCCUUCCAUAACACACCGGGAACUGCACAUCCUUUCCACACCACGUACCCAUCUGAUCACACCAUGCCCCUUUCAAAUCUUGGACACAUGCAGCAGUUUCCAAUGUCCAUAAUGACCACUUCUGCUCAACUUCCCUACCUGUACCCACCAAACCCUGGCUCCCCCAAGCCUCUUCAUCCCUUGCAGUCACAUAUCCCCAGUUACCCCUCCAACCUCAUGUCUGCCUCUUCUGGCAACCAUGUCUCAGAUUCCACCAGCUCCACUGCCGACGGCAGUUCUAUGGCCUCGCACAUGCCCAGCAUAUGGGCGUCUCAAACUCCUCCACUUUUCUCCUUGGCAAACAUGAUUUCCAUGGCCAUGAGCAUGGCUCAGUCCUUCAUCCCUCCUCCUAACCUAACAAGCCCUAUGAUGCCACACAUGCCCUCUCUUCCUGGCUAUCCUCCACACUUCAGUCAUGGUAUGCCACCCCAGGCUGGGUAUCCUAUGGCUUAUGCACCCCAGUAUAUAUUUCCUGGACAAGCAGAGAGCAUAUACCCACCUUGCAAUCCAGAGGCCCAAAAUCUAAAUCGGGAUGCUGCGCAUGGUUUUGCUCAAAGGACACCUUCCACAUUUACACAUGUACCUGGUUUACCCACGCAUACAGAGGCUCACAUGCAGCAAAUGUCCAGUGUCCCACAGAAAGGGGUUCAGGGGUUCAGGGUAGCACACACCCAGCACUACCCUAUGGACUAUUCUUUACCACAAGGAUAUACAGAAGCUUUUUCCAGACCAUCGCUACAACAAUCAAGCCUCUCCAGGUCAUCUUCUUCUGGACUGUCAUCUUCCCCAAGACCCAGUCCAGAUAGCAUGGCUUCUUCCUCCAGUCCAAGAUCCCUUUCCCCAUCAGCAGAACCGGACACUAGCACCAGUACCUGUGAGUUUAGAGAAUCUCCUGUUAGCUCUGAGCCGAAACCAGUGGUUACAGUUGGGCGCUUUCAGGUUUCACCAACAAAGGAGGUCCCAACUGUCUCUUCACAUGCUGAGAAAAGCCCCAGCAGAUGUACUGCCCUGACACAUGUGGUUUCACCAGACAUACCAUCCAACGUACCUAUUUGUUCUUCCCAUGACGAUCAAACUAAGGAACAAACGGAAUUAGAUAGAAAUGAAAUCACCCCCCUAAACCCCACCCUCUCCCAGCACCUUCACGUAGAUGUUUCUCAAACUCAACACUUGUCCUUGAACGCUACUCAUGACCAAAGCCAAUCACUGGGCCUUGAGCAGAACUUGUUGAUUGAAGCUCCUCGUGAUGCUUUCUGUCUCCAUGAACAAUCUCAACAAGAUGGUAAAACCACCUGGACUGAUGAGACCAAAGAGGAGGAGAAAGAGGAAGCAGAGCAGAGUGGUAACGAAGAGCCAGACGUAGACAACGAGGUCCAGAAGGAGCAGCAACAGAGGAAGAAGAAGGCCCGAAGGCUUGGUUCUAUACAGUCUCUGACUGGGACAUCAGUGGACAGCGGGCUUUGCAUCAUUAUGGAUCCAGACGUGAGCAUGGGGGAUGGAAUUAUGGACAGCCCUCAAUGUCUUGUCCCUCACCACAACAUGUGGAUGAGCUACACACGCACCAAUUCCUACAUAAGCAGUGACGAAUCGGAAAGUGAGGACGAGGAGAUGUGGGAUGAGCUUCAGGAGCUGAGGCAGAAGCAUUUGUAUGAGGUGCAGACACUGCAGGCACUGCAGAAGCAAGAAAUACAGGAGCUCUAUGAGCGGAUGGGGAAAGUGCCUCCUCCGUGCAUCCUCUCGCCAGCAACCAUGUUGUCCAGUCGGCAGCGUCGGCUGUCUAAGGGAGGAGGAUUUCCCUCGUCUCGUCGAAACAGCCUUCAGAGACUGGAUAUUCUCCCUACACCAGGGAUGAUAAGAAAGAACUCUGUAAGUGGCAGCAGCAGCAGCAGUAGCAGCAGCAGCAGUUCACAGGAUCGACCAGCUAAAGGUGUAAACUUCACUCCUGACCUGACCAGAAUGUAAACAUCUGUAACCAAGCCUGUUGGCAUAACUAGAUUAGACUACCUCAUCCAGCACAUGCCUGCUGUUCUCUUACUCAUCCUACUGAGGAAAGAAGACUUUACACCAACAGAUUAAAGCCUUUUGCUGCUGCCAGAUGAGUGCGUGUCAGCAGCACUUCCCUGUAGGGUCUCAAUGGCUGACCUGGAUUAUACUAGCAGUCUUUCCAAACUGUUGGUCUGCAACCCAAGGAAAACUCACAUAAAAGCGUAACCCACACUGUGUUCUUCAAUACUGAAACAUUCAAGUCAUCAUGCAUACAAACAUUGCUGUUGUGUACAAUGCAGUGUGUUCGUGCUCCAGAUCACGCUUUCGUAGACACCAAGAUGGACUUCCACUACUGCCAUGCAAAACUGUGCUGCUGUGACGAUGCUGUCGUCGCUACUGUUUCUGUGGUGAGCUCAGCGGUGUGAGAGUAACGUGCGUGUUUCUGAUAGCUCACCAGUGGCUCAUUAGUGACUCAGGCCUAGCCAUGUCCUUUGCACUUUUCUAAAACAAAGCGCCUGUAUAUGCAGCUGUCAGACCUGCUGAACAGGCAUGUGAUUCCUCUGGCUGUGUGUGUGUGUGUGUGUGUGUGUGUGUGUGUGUGUGUGUGUGAGAGCGAGAGAGAGAGAUAGAUAGAGAGAGAGAUUGAGUGAGUAAGGUGGAUCUUUCCUGAAUGUUUCCUGACUUUUGUGCUGUAGUAAAUGUGACAUUUCUCAAAUGGAUCAAAAGAAGACCAGUUUAACAUGACAUAGCUAUAACUGCUGCCUGGUAUACUGUAUACUUUAAAUGUAAAUGUGUAUUUUAGUUUCUGGGGUAUUUUUUUCCUUUAUACAUGUCUGUACUUUACCUUCGACAUCAUUAAUGUGAAUCAAAACCGAAUCCGCUUGUUGUACAGUUGAAUAGAAUCGUGCAUUAUACAAGCAUUUCUUCUGCGUGAAUCGUUACUUAAGAUAUUUUUGAGAGACGAAGCAGUGCAGCUCAGAAUCAUUGCUUGUGUACAUAAAUGAUUAAAAAAAUUAUAUAUAUAUAUAUAUUCACUGAUUAUAAAGAUCUAUAGACGCUACUAACUGACCAAAACGCACACAGCACUUCAGAUGGAAAAUUGCAGCCGAGCAUAAGGUAAAUAUCUAUCAUCGUCUCUCCGUUGAUGCUUGAGCUCCUUUUACUUUGAUGCACUUUGGUUUGAAGAUCAUUCUGUAUUACUUGGGAAAUCAAAACCAGAUUUUACCCUGUUAAAACAAUAAAAUAAAUGUGUGUGUGUGUACAUAUACAAUAAAUAUUGUAAUCUAUAUUGUUACUUAAAUGCUGACUUAAAUCAUUUGAAAGAAAUAAAAAAAAAAACUUAUAUAUAACUACAUGUUGAUGUUUAAAUUGAUAGAACGUUAGUUGUUUACCUUCCUAUUCCUACAUGAAUAAAAAUAUUAAUAAUAAUUCAUCUCAAACUGUGAAAUAACACGUGUUGCCUUUAAAUAAGCAGUGAACAAAAUAAAAAAACGUGAAAAUAAAUGUAUUGUUUUACAGAAUGUGAUGCUUGUUUGCAAAGCUGCUAUACUGCCAUGCAUUGUCUUUUCUUUCUCCUUUUUUUUUUAUACCCAAGAUGAUUUGAAAUAAAUUUCAUUUUAAAAAUAUGUAUUUGUACAAUAAAACGUCAAUAAAAGUAUAUAAACGAA
Tachysurus fulvidraco (yellow catfish) is the source of this 6329-nucleotide messenger RNA. It is a transcript of the gene wnk4a, whose product is annotated as WNK lysine deficient protein kinase 4a. Bases 70 to 4638 code for a protein of 1522 amino acids. Gene Ontology annotation, biological process: monoatomic ion homeostasis; protein phosphorylation; intracellular signal transduction. Gene Ontology annotation, molecular function: ATP binding; protein serine/threonine kinase activity; chloride channel inhibitor activity. Lineage: Eukaryota; Metazoa; Chordata; Actinopteri; Siluriformes; Bagridae. The record is from RefSeq and is a predicted model, not a curated record. Gene Ontology annotation, cellular component: cytosol; cytoplasm. The transcript is spliced from 20 exons.